UUUAUUGUUUAACAACAAAGAAGAAGCCACUAAUAUGAUUCUACGACACCAGAAGCUUAUGACAUCAUAUUAUGUAACACACCUUUUAGAGAACAGCCGUGUACAUCGAAAACAGUUUUUUCAUUUUUCACUUCUGCCCAACUUUAUUCCUCGGCACACAUGUUCAGGGAGGGCUUUGUCCACUUCCCUGCGCCGAGGGGAAGUGAAAGGAGAGAAGAGCGGCUCCACAGCAGGAAUCCGGAUAUGAUGAAAAUGUUUGAGGCGCAACUAUCCUCAGCAAACUGACUUACCGCCACGGAACGUCGACCGCGUCGACAGGACUAUUAUUGCUAUUUUGUCAACAACAUCUGGACGAAGUUGGAAGUCGGAGUUGCUAAAGUUUCCCGGAGGAGAAGAAGGAAAGUUUCUAUCUAACCCAGUUUCGUCUGGUUUCCUUAUCCCUUCAAAGUUUUCGAGAAAGGAGUCGGAGGAAGGAAGGAAGCAAGCAAGAAAGGAAGGAAGGAUGGGAAUACGUCCAGCGUAAAGCGUUGCCAUGUUUGAAAGCCGGAGCUGAUGAUGAGACAUUGGCUUUCACCGCGCUGAAGGAAAGGGAGGUUCCUGUCUGUGUCCCAAAAAGACGAGUGUCUCAUGUCCAACGACACCGUCCCUCCUCCGGAUGGACCGGCAGGGCCAGGGAGGGGCCCUCAGCAAGAGACAAGUCCCCUACUGUCAGCCUCUCAAGAUGCCUGCGACAGUGAACCGUCGGGAAGAACGCCGUCUCCAAGGAAACCGGCCGCCGAAAGGCCGAGGCUCGCGACAGAGGGGACGGCAGAUGAGCCCGUAAGAACCCAACCGCAGUCCCAGACGUUUCCCUCGGAGCCGGCCGAGGGAAACGCUGGCAAGGAGCCAAAUGGCCUUCGCCACAACAGCGCAGGCCCGCCCGCGCUAAGCAACGGGGCCACGCGCACAUGCUUCUGCGGUGCCAAAAGCAGUGCAGACGCCGCCGCCGCCGCGGGUGGGUCCGGCCCUGGCGCGAGAUCAGCGCCGACGGCGACGCAGCAGCCGCCCAGGAAGCAGCCGCCAACGCCCGUGUCGCAGAGGGUGCAGAGGAAACUGAGGUCCAGCCUGUCGGUCAACAGCGACAGCAGCAGACGCAGUAAAGGCAGCUCGAUGGGGUCGCAGAAGCCUCCUUUACCAGAAGACUGCUGCGUCCACUGCAUCUUGGCCUGCCUGUUCUGCGAGUUCCUGGCACUGUGCAACAUGGCGGCGACGCAGGCCUCGUGCGGCGCGUGCACCCCGGAGGCCUGCUGCUGCUGCUGCUGCGCUGACGACCUGGGCGACGACUGCAACUGCCCCUGCGACAUGGACUGCGGCAUCAUGGACGCCUGCUGCGAGUCGUCGGAUUGCCUGGAAAUCUGUAUGGAGUGCUGCGGCAUCUGCUUCCCCACAUAGGGCGGGACCCAGGAUGGAAGAAUGAAUUUGAGUUCAGCAACUUGUUUUGUUCAAGGCACAAUGAGUAGGAUUUUUACGGUUGCUGUUUUGCCAUCACAACAAAGCAAUACUUUUCUGUUACCUUCUUGGAUACGCGUGGUUUGCAAUCUCUUACAAAGCCAAAUUAGGCGGAGGGCAGUCUCUCUACAGACAGAUGUACCACCUACAUCCAGUUAUAUGUAAGUGGUGCUUUAGUGGGAUUAUUUUUGUAUUGGUCUAUGAAUUGUUUAAAGGAACUUGAAGCGAAUUUGACACGGCCCCUGUGCGCCAAAGUACUCUCACUCUUCUCAUUUUACUGCACUGGGGCCUGACUGUGCUGCCCGAGUGUGUCAGCGGAACAACUUUCAGGUGAACCUGACUGAUUUCAUCAACCCUGAAGCUGAAACGGCCCCGAUGACAAGGAAUCGCUAUAAGAAUAACUAUAUACAGAAAUGGACAAUAGUCUGACUGAGGAUCUCGUUUACUUAUGUUUGCCAUGUAGAGGCAUCAGUAUUAAAUUGAUACGGUUUAAUACGGAAACCUUUUAAGUAUUCUCUCUAUUACGUAAGACGUAUUAUUACAGGCCGUCUUAAUGAUUUUUUUGUUACAUCAGGAAUGCUCUCUAAUUGUAUCUUAUCGUCUUAGUCAAAAACCUAAUGCUUCAUUUAUUCUGAUUUUAUUUCUCAUUGCUCAAAAUCUGAGGUUACAGUCUUAGUGCUGUACAACACUGUAAAAGGUUUAAGUGAAAUUUCAUACAUUCUUAGUUGCAUACUUUUGCAACAGCAACUCUCGUAUACAGUUAUUUACUGUAGCACUGUAGAACAGUUGAAACUGGUGAAAUAUCAAAGGGGGAAUCAGGACAUCACAAAUGCAACAUAUGUGCCUUUUUUGGUUAUUUGUACAUUUCCAUUCCAAGCGUUCUUCUUAAUUGAAGUUGCCUGUACCUGAAAAGAACUGGACAAACUGAUGAGCAUGUAUUUAUUUGCUAAAUCCUGGUGGAAGGUCAAUGAAAGCGUGUCUUAACGAUGAAUCGCAACACCGCUCCACAUUUGGAAGUAUUUGCCGCUUUGGGAUUACUGGAAAUACAGCGCAGAUACUCAAGAAAAAUAACAUCUCACUGCAACGUAAAGAUAAGCCAUGUGUUUCUUUAUCUAAUGUUAGCCAUCUACAAUCGGGCUUUGUCAGCUGCGUAUGGUACAAGUCUUUUCUGUGAUGCUAUGUUCCAUACAUACUAUGUAAAUAUGUUGAACUGCACUAUGUUCAUGAGGGCUUUGAUACGGAAUUAAAAAGGGCGACCCUUUUGCCGCAUAAGCGGCUUUCGGGUAUCGAGCCUCGUGACUCGCAAUGCAAAAAAAAAAAAAAAAUUAUCACGGACUGUCAUGUUGGAAUGGUAAACUAAUGCCGGGGAAAGGCAGUUUUUUUUUUUUUUCUCUUCUCCUUUUCUCCCCUCGGUUCCUCAGUUCUGUGUAUCUCGAGAUGAUGAGUUUCUGGUGAAUCACCAGCGGAGUCAUUCUCUUCUCUCGGAGAUCCGCUUUGAUGUUGUUGAAGUGCUGAUUCGUAAUGCUGGCCUUCAUUAGCACCGCUUGCUAACUGGUUGCAAAAAGUGUCCCAUCCGCAAGGCAACAAAGAUAAUGUGCUGUCAUGCACGGAUCGUCUUAAUGGCGCACUGUUGUUUGUGUGUGUGUGUGUGUGUGUGUGUGUGUGUGUGUGUGUGUAAGGAGGUUGAGGGAGGAACCGCUGCAGCAGAUUCUGAGGAAAAAGUAAAACCUCAUUUACAUGUUUAUGAUUAACUCACAAGAGUAUCAAAGAACAUUAUAGAUAAUGUGAAGAAAUCAUCUAACAUAUACGUUGCUAUGUAGCUGCAGUAGUUGUGUUGUCUAUUUCUAUUGUGUGCCCGACACUUGGUCCUUCUCAUUUUCAUCAUUUGUCAAUUUUAGAGGUCACAGCUCAUGUUCUCACUUUUGUACAUUAUUUUCAAUCUCAGAGAAAAGUUUGAAAAAAAUAAAACUUUUCCAAAAAUG
This is a messenger RNA of Gasterosteus aculeatus aculeatus (three-spined stickleback), 3470 nucleotides long. It is a transcript of the gene mdfic, whose product is annotated as MyoD family inhibitor domain containing. The record is from RefSeq and is a predicted model, not a curated record. Lineage: Eukaryota; Metazoa; Chordata; Actinopteri; Perciformes; Gasterosteidae.